Molecule: messenger RNA, 1575 nt
Organism: Exophiala dermatitidis NIH/UT8656
Lineage: Eukaryota; Fungi; Ascomycota; Eurotiomycetes; Chaetothyriales; Herpotrichiellaceae
Exons: 6
Coding region: 1-1575 (524 amino acids)
Biological process (GO): amino acid transmembrane transport
Cellular component (GO): vacuolar membrane
Molecular function (GO): amino acid transmembrane transporter activity
Source: RefSeq, a predicted model, not a curated record
AUGGUUGAUGUGCGCGAGAAACCGGAAGCUCCCUUUGGAGCAGGAGGGUCAUUCAGGCCCGAAGGUCCCAAUGCAGACCUCGAGCGACGGCGCAGCUCCGUCACCAGCGUCCAUGGUCGCAAAAUGAGCAGAAUCGGGCCUCCGCCGGAGAGAUUGGCUUCUCUUCACAACGACUCGGAUUCUGCUGUCGACGACUACAGCAAAUUGGUCGAAUUGGAGGCUCACGAUGCCAUCAAAUAUAGAACUUGUUCCUGGCAGAAGACAGCCGCGCUGCUCUUCUCCGAGUACAUUUGCCUGGCCAUCAUGUCGUUCCCUUACUCGUAUUCCGUGCUGGGUCUCGUCCCUGGCAUUAUUCUGACCGUGGUCCAAGCGGCAUUCGUUCUCUACACUUCCCUGGUUGUCUGGGAAUUCUGUCUGCGCCAUCCCGAGACAAAAGACGUCUGCGAUAUUGGUCAAAUGCUCUUCUGGAACUCCAAGUGGGCGUGGUGGUUCACCGCGUGCAUGUUCCUCCUGAACAACACUUUCAUUCAAGGUCUUCAUGUCCUCGUCAUUUCCCGCUAUCUCAACACUAUGAGUGGUCACAGCGUCUGUACCGUCGGCUUCGCGGCCAUUGGCGCCGUCGUGUCGUGGAUCUGCUCCAUGCCGCGCACCUUCAAUGCUCUCUCGAAACUGGCCGCGCUCACAGCCGUGUUUACUUUCAUUAGUGUCAUCCUUGCUGCGGCAUUUGCGGGCGCUGAAGGCAAGCAUGGGACCGCAGGCUACAACCCGGAUCCCAACCACAUCAACGCGGCGGGCCAGAAGGUCGGGGGCGAGCCUUUGGUCUUGGCCAUUCCGUUGGCCGGCACCACGUUCGUUUCCGGCAUGAACGCCUUCUUGAACAUCAGUUACACAUUCAUUGGCCAGAUCACUCUUCCCAGCUUCAUCGCCGAGAUGAAGAACCCGUAUGAUUUCCGCAAGGCCAUUUGGCUUGUUACUAUCUGUGAGAUCAUCGUGUUUAGUUUGGUUGGCGGUAUCGUCUACGGCUACACUGGAACACAAUACAACACUGCACCGGCGUUUGGAUCUCUCGGCAACGACAUUUACAAGAAGGUGUCCUUCUCUUUCAUGGUGCCGACCUUGAUCUUCCUCGGCGUCCUGUAUGCCUCGGUCUCGGCUCGAUUUAUCUUCUUCCGACUGUUUGAGGGUACUAUUCACAAGUCCUCGCACACUGUGGUUGGCUGGGUUUCCUGGGCCGGAAUUCUGGCCGUGACAUGGGCGGUCGCCUUCAUCGUCGCCGAGGUCAUCCCCUUCUUCUCCGAUCUGUUGUCUCUCAUGAGUUCUCUCUUCGACAGCUUCUUCGGCUGGAUCUUCUGGGGCGUGGCGUACCUGCGCAUGCGCAAAGCCGACCUGGGUCCGGGCUACUAUCGCAAACGCGGCAUUCGAGGAUGGAUUGGCUUUUUGAUGAAUAUUUUCAUCAUUGUUGUCGGCGUUUAUUUCUUGGGCGUGGGCACAUAUGCGUCCGUCGACAGCAUCAUUCUCGACUACAGAAAUGGCAACGUCAAGGGCGUCUUCACCUGCGCUGACAACUCGGUGUAG